Molecule: messenger RNA, 1449 nt
Organism: Lathyrus oleraceus (garden pea)
Lineage: Eukaryota; Viridiplantae; Streptophyta; Magnoliopsida; Fabales; Fabaceae
Product: SH3 domain-containing protein 2
Exons: 11
Coding region: 180-1295 (371 amino acids)
Molecular function (GO): protein binding
Source: RefSeq, a predicted model, not a curated record
AUUAACAUUUUCCUUCUUUAUCGUAACAAAUAAAUAAAUAAUUUUCCUUCUCCCCAUUUGAAACAAACGUGCUAACAUGUUAACGAGACUACAACAAAAUUAUCCGUUGAAUCAUCAUCCAUCUAUUUCUACUACUACGAGUGCUUAACUUCGAGCUGUUGCAGAUUCGAUUCAUUCCGAUGGAUGCUAUCAGAAAACAAGCUUCGAAGCUUCGAGAACAAGUUGCUCGUCAACAACAGGCUGUUUUGAAACAGUUUGGUGGCGGUGGUUAUGGAGGUUCAGAUAACAUGGUUACCGAUGAGAGAGAGCUUCACCUACAUCAGAGACUUGAGAAACUUUAUAUAUCAACACGUGCAGGGAAGCAUUAUCAAAGGGAUCUUGUUCGUGGAGUAGAAGGUUAUAUUGUUACUGGAUCCAAGCAAGUUGAAAUAGGAACAAAGUUGUCAGAAGAUAGUAGGAAAUAUGGUGCGGAAAAUACGUGUACCAGUGGGGGUACAUUGUGCAGGGCUGCAAUAAGUUAUGCACGAGCCCGUGCCCAAAUGGAGAAGGAGCGUGGAAACUUACUAAAAGCUCUUGGUACACAGGUUGCAGAACCCUUAAGGGCAAUGGUGAUGGGAGCUCCAUUGGAGGAUGCUCGGCAUCUUGCUCAACGUUAUGAUAGAAUGCGACAGGAUGCUGAAGCCCAGGCUAUUGAAGUUUCUAAACGCCAAGCAAAAGUAAGAGAAAUGCCAGGCAAUUCUGAGAAUGCUAUGAAAUUAGAAGCAGCCGAAGCAAAGCUACAAGACCUGAAGACAAACAUGACUAUAUUGGGAAAGGAAGCAGCUGCAGCAUUGGCUGCUGUUGAAGCACAGCAGCAGAGGUUAACCCUUCAACGCCUUAUAGCUAUGGUUGAAGCAGAGCGUGCUUAUCACCAAGUAGUCCUACAAACUCUUGAUCAACUUGAGGGGGAGAUGAUAUCCGAAAGACAACGAAUUGAAGCCCCUCCUACUCCUAGUGUGGAUAAUAACAUGCCACCACCCCCACCAUAUGAAGAAGUGAAUGAUGUUUAUGCUUCUCAGACACAUAAUGGAUCAACGGAUAGCAUGGGUUACUUCUUAGGAGAGGUUUUAUUCCCAUACUCUGCUGUGUCCGAAGUGGAGCUGAGUCUAUCUGUCGGUGAUUAUAUCGUCAUUCGAAAGGUGACAAACAACGGAUGGGCUGAGGGUGAAUGCAAAGGUAGAGCAGGCUGGUUUCCCUUUAGUUACAUUGAAAGAAGGGAGCGUGUUCUUGCAAGCAAAGUAUCUGAAGUGUUUUAAAUCUUUUUCCUGCUGGGUUGGUUUCUUAACCGAGGGAUUUUGUAUGUGUGCAUGUUUUGGCUAUGUAAAUCAAAAUUGAUUUGUGAUAUAGAUGCCAAUUUUUCUCUUGUGAUUAUUAUUUUUAUAUAUGAAUGUUUUGCUAUCUGUUAUUUUA